AUGCUGAAGGAUGCAUACAUUCAUGUCGAGGUGGCUCUGAAACACAAGAAGUUCCUGCAUUUCGGUUUCCAGGGGAUAGCCUAUGACCGCGACAGACUGCCGUUUGGCUAUUCCCUGGCCCCCUGCACCCUAAGAAGAUGCAUGGACUCGGCGCUUCAGCCACUGCGCAACCGAGGCAUGAGGGUCUUCAUUUACCUCGACCAUCUUGUUGUCAUGGCUGGCUACAUUUAUCCAAAAUAUCAGUGGGGAAAAGACGGUGAUGAACAGCCACAGCUGACAGUUGACAUUGGGGAACCACACACAGAGGCCCUGGAGGAGACUGUGGACAAAGGUGUAGAUUUGGUUUACUCCCUCAAUGACAGGCCGCCAUGGUACCUCUGCAUUCUGCUUGGCUUCCAGCAUUACAUCCUUGCAUUUGGUGGCAUCAUUGCAGUCCCACUGAUCCUGGCCGAGCCCCUCUGCAUAAAGGACAACAACGCCGCCAAAAGCCAGCUUAUCUCCACCAUAUUCUUUGUGUCAGGGUUAUGCACACUGCUUCAAACAGCUGUCGGUACCAGGUUACCGAUCCUCCAGGGUGGGACCUUCAGUUUCAUCACUCCAACCCUGGCCAUUCUUGCUCUGCCUAAGUGGCAGUGCCCGGCCCCAAAAGCACCUGUGAUGCUGUCUGUGCAGCUGCAGAACAGCACCAGCCCGCUACAAAUGGAAAACUCUGACGAGGUCUGGAUGUCACGGAUGCGUGAGAUCCAAGGAGCCAUCCUGGUGUCAUCUCUGCUUCAGAUUGUCCUAGGGUUUUCUGGGCUGGUGGGCUUUGUACUCAAAUAUAUCGGUCCACUGGCUAUCGCUCCCACCAUCAACCUCAUUGGCCUGUCGCUUUUCAUCGAAGCUGGCAAGAAGUCUGGAGGUCACUGGGGAAUAGCUGCUCUCACGGUCUGUCUGAUCCUCCUGUUCUCUCAAUAUCUCAGCAAAGUGGAUGUUCCAAUGAUUGCUUACAAGGAUAAGAAGUGGAAGGUUUUCCAGUAUCCACUCUUCAAGCUAUUCUCUGCUUUGUUCGGGAUGUGUGGCGGGUGGCUGGUCUGCUUCUUACUGACCAUCUUUGACGUCCUGCCUUCGAAGUCUGAUGAGUACGGGUACUCAGCCAGGACUGACAUCAGCCUGGAUGCUGUGGCAAACUCCCCGUGGUUCCAUGUGCCUUACCCAGGUCAAUGGGGUAUCCCUACGGUGAGUGUGUCUUCAGUGUUGGGUAUGAUGGCCGGCGUCUUGGCAUCUACUAUGGAAUCCAUUGGUGACUACUACGCUUGUGCUCGUCUGUCCGGUGCCCCUCCUCCUCCAACUCACGCCAUCAACAGAGGUAUUGCCGUGGAGGGCAUUGGCUGCAUCCUGGCUGCUCUGUGGGGAACUGGAAAUGGCACUACCUCUUACAGCCAGAACAUUGCUGCACUUGGCAUUACCAAGGUUGGCAGCAGACUGGUCCUCCAGACGACCGGAAUUCUGAUGAUCGUCCUGGGAAUCUUUGGGAAGUUUGGAGCAGUUUUUAUUACCAUCCCAGAUCCGGUUAUUGGAGGCAUGUUCCUUGUUAUGUUUGGAAUGAUUGCAGCAGUGGGGAUAUCCAACCUUCAGUAUGUGGACCUUAACUCAUCCCGUAACCUCCUCAUCCUUGGCUUCUCUACGUUCAGCGGCCUUGUCUUACCUACCUGGUUUCAUUCCAAUCCCGGUAUCAUUGACACAGGAAUAAAAGAACUGGACCAAGUGAUUGUAGUGCUCUUCACCACACACAUGUUCAUUGGAGGGUUCUUUGGGUUUAUCCUGGACAACACCAUUCCAGGCACCGACAAAGAGAGAGGCAUCAAGAACUGGCAAGACAAGGUGCAAGAAGAAAGCAAAAACAUGUGUGACCAGUCGUGCUAUGACAUCCCUUUCUGCAACGGUGUUUUGAAACGGUUUAGAUGUUUCCAGUACCUGCCCUUCCUCCCUUCUUAUAAGACCAACCACUAGGGGUCAUUCAAGUAAUGAAAUGUUAACUUACCCGGUAGCAUUGAUGCUGGCCUAUUAGCCCUAUAAAGCCAAACAGUAGUAAAAAACAUGAAAAUAAGAAACAGAAAUUAUAUAAUUUGUCUAAACUCACUAAAACAUUAUUGGCACAAAAAUUUACAUGAGAUUAUGUUGUUUAAUUGCUUCUACAUUCUUUUUGUUAUAAAACCCUCACUGUGAUGUGAUCCCCCCACAGUCCAAAAAUAUGCAAGUUUGUUGAUUGGCUACUAAAAAAAUGAAACUCUAAAACUUGAGAUAUUUAAUGGAAAUAUAACUAGCUAUUGUUUACCUUUAUAGGGUAGUCUACAUGACAUCUUUAUGCAGCCUGGGGUUGCCAGCACUGGCUUUAACCUUCUGAAACCAUCAUUCAGACUGUACUGCCCACUGCAGACAUAAAGGUACUGAUGUGGGACCAGCCUGGCCCUCUUUAUUAUGAGUAACAUAUGACUCUGAGGGAAAAAAAACAUAAGAAUCCACAGUGAAUGAUGUUCUAUUACAUAAAUAUUAUAUAAUCCUAACCUUAUCUUCUUUAGCACUCCAAGUUAAGUUCUUUUGUCCUUAUAUAGGUUAAUAAAACAUUUGUAGUGCCUGAACAAGCAAAGAGCAGCAUGAUACAAUUAGGAGGAAUCAUCAAUCCUCAGAAAGAACUUGAAAACACAUGAAUUAGAUACUAAUUUAUUGAAAAGAAUAUAGAUUCAGACAGUGAAACAUUUUGUGAUUCUUUUGGAAAGGGUAUUUAUUAAAUAUAUCUUGGAUGUGUGCAAAUCUUUUUGAGAUUUUCAGUAUGUACAGUACCACCACCCAUCCUUUUUGGACAUCACAUUGGAGUAAAGACUGAGUCAAUAUUUGUUGCUCUGAAGCCACUGUUCAGGUGUUAUGAAUGUGCUGUAACUCAAAUGUUUUCAGUAGGAUCAUUACUACCUCAUCAAUAACAGUAACUUACAUAAAACACAUAAUUAAUGUAAUUAUGUGAUGUCUUUAAAAUAACUUUUUAAAAUUUUAAUUAACGUUGUUACGGUUACUGCUUUAUACAUUUCAUUUUGUCUUUUGUCACUGUAUAAAGGUAAA
Messenger RNA from Thunnus maccoyii (southern bluefin tuna), 3096 nucleotides. Its product is annotated as solute carrier family 23 member 1. Lineage: Eukaryota; Metazoa; Chordata; Actinopteri; Scombriformes; Scombridae. Gene Ontology annotation, biological process: transmembrane transport. Gene Ontology annotation, cellular component: membrane. The transcript is spliced from 12 exons. Gene Ontology annotation, molecular function: transmembrane transporter activity. Bases 1 to 1992 code for a protein of 663 amino acids. The record is from RefSeq and is a predicted model, not a curated record.